Messenger RNA from Boleophthalmus pectinirostris (great blue-spotted mudskipper), 6428 nucleotides. It is a transcript of the gene txndc12, whose product is annotated as thioredoxin domain containing 12 (endoplasmic reticulum). NCBI's taxonomy places the organism in Eukaryota, Metazoa, Chordata, Actinopteri, Gobiiformes, Gobiidae. Bases 78 to 596 code for a protein of 172 amino acids. Gene Ontology annotation, cellular component: endoplasmic reticulum. The record is from RefSeq and is a predicted model, not a curated record. The transcript has 7 exons.
GAAACCUGCAGCCUGUGAUUAGCUUUUCGUGCACUUUCUCCAAUCGUGAAGCAAAGAGCCGGCUAAAGAGCGGAAAAAUGCAGACUUCUAUAGUGAAACUGGCCGUAUUUUCCAUUUUGCAGGCUCUUCUUUCUCUGUCCGUUUUCCAGGACGUGGUGGAUGCAGCUGAUGGACGAGGAUUUGGGGAUCACAUCCACUGGAGAUCACUGGAUGAUGGUAAAAAGGAAGCACAAGCCAGCGGUUUGCCAAUGAUGGUCAUAAUUCACAAGACUUGGUGUGGCGCCUGCAAAGCGCUGAAGCCCAAGUUUGCAGAGUCCAAGGACAUUUCUGAACUUGCACACAACUUUGUCAUGGUCAACCUUGAGGACGAGGAGGAGCCAAAGGACGAUGCCUUCAGUCCAGACGGAGGAUACAUUCCCCGCAUUCUUUUCCUCGAUCCUCAUGGAAAGGUUCACCCUGAAAUCACCAACAGAAAUGGCAAUCCAAACUACAAGUACUUCUACAGCAACGCAGAGCAGGUCGUGUCUGGGAUGAGGGAGGCACAGGAGACGCUGACCGGAGAUGCUUUCAAACGCCACAGCGGAGACGAGCUCUGAAGAAAACCUAUUUCACAUCAGGCUGUAAGGGCUACCACACAACCCUGGACAACCAAUAACUAUUCUGACACUCGGGCUGCACAAUAUAAACAAAUAAGAAUGUUCACUUAGGGUUCUGGGAGAGAUUAGCAUUAUAGCUCCAAUCUUUAACAAAAAUGGUGCAAGUGGGGAAAGGAAAUCUGUUCUGAAUUUUAUGGAGGUUGUUCUGAAUCCGUGUAUCAUUCGUUCAUUUGUUUUUCAAUAUAAAACCAAAAAUAAGAAAACGAAAAACAAAACUAUUCUUCAUUAUUUGUCUCCGAAACCAAAAUGAAAAAACAGAUAAUGAUUUGUUUUUUCCCUUUUCGAUUUUGUGUUUAAAUGAAUAAUGGAAAAAACUGAUAAUAUUUCUGUAACUUAAACUGUGAUGCUGGACUUUUGCGCCACAUAUGGACUGAACCAAGACUGAACCAGGACUAAAAGGACUAAACCAGGUCUAAACCAGGUGUAAACCAGGACUAAACCGUUUUCAGUCCUGUUCUGGUCCCGGCCUCGGUCCCGGCCUCGGUCCCGGCCUCGGUCCCGGUCUCAAUCACGGUCUGGUCCCGGCCUCAGUCCCAGUCUGUAGUCACAGUCUGGUCCCGGUCUCAGGCCUGAUCUCAGUCCUGGUCCUGGUCCCAGACUCAGUCCCGGUCUGGUCCCGGUCUCGUUCCAGUCUGGUCUCGGACCUAGUUUAGUCCUGGUUCAGUCCGUAUGCGGCGCAGACGUCCAGCAUCACAGUUUAAGUCACGGAAACGGGAAACAAUCGUUAUCCAUUUUUCCAUUAUUAAUUUAAACACAAAAUCGGAAACUGAAAAAACGAAUUGUUUUCUGUUUUUUCAUGUUGGUUUUAGAGACAAAUAAUUUAAAAAACUGUUUUUUUUUUUCUUUUCUUAUUUUUGGUUUUAUUUUGGAAAAACUAAUAAACGAGUGAUACACAGAUUAGUUCUGCCGCUCCAAAACCUGUAGUAGACUGGAGGAGGAGUAGCCCUACAGGGACUUUUAAAACUUGCAUCAUAUUACAGUAGAUUAUUGUAGAUUAUGUUUUGACAAUACAAAAAGAAUUAUAAUGCCUUAAAGUGCUUGCUGAAGUCUUGCUGCACUCUAAUGAUUAAUCACUCAGUGGUGGUAAAUUACUAUUGUAGCCACAGCUGCCCUGGGACAGACAAAAGUGACAAAGUGACAAAAGUGAGGUUGCCAAUCUGCCACAUCUGCCCCUCUGGCCACCACCAACACUCACACCACAUACAUACUCGGCAAUGUGGGUGAAGGACACAAAAACAGGAUGAAUGCUCGAGCACAGGGGUGGGCAAACUACGGCCCAGGGGCCAUAUGCGGCCGUUUAAUCUUUUUAAUCUGGCCCGCCAAACUUGAAUAUUGAUAAUAAUAAUUUUCAGUGUUUUAAAAGUCAUUUCAAUCAAUAGUAAAUGCUGUGGGAUUUAAAAGACAGAUAAUUUGUUGUAAUGCUUUGGAAUGUUUUUCAAUUAUGGGAUAUUUCAGUUUUUUCAAUUUUUUUUCUUUUAUGAGGUGGAUUACCAAAAAACUCCAUCCAUCUGCUCCUGGUCUGGCCCUUCCAUCAAAUUUUAGACCCCUUUUGUGACCCACGAGUCAAAAAGUUUGCCCACCUCUGCUCUAGACGCUUGUUGUUUCCAGUAAACAUUAUUUCAAAUACAGCUCAAAUUUUUGCAAUGUAUGUUUUUCUCUAUUACUGAGCAGAAUUGAAUGCCUUUAUGUACAAGUUUUAACGAAGAACAGUACAAAUACAUGACUAUAGCCCUAUUCGCACGGGAUAAGUACAACCUGGGGACGUCUGGUAAUUUGCAAAUCUGUGUUACUUGAGGCGCAUUCACACGGGAUAAGCAAAGUGGGUAAAUUUCUCUAUUUUACUGACAUUGACACUGAGGUUGAAAGAGAAAAGAACACGGAAACAAAAGAAAUUAAGCUGUUUGCUGUUGUAAUAUCUCCGCUUUUCUGAGAUGCAGAUUUGCACGGGACUAGUAUUAUCACCGGACGUCUAUGUUUAGCAAAAUAAAGUAGGUAAUUUGCUGCAGAAUUUUUACUUUACAAAUUACAGACAUGGAUUAAGAUCUCAGACAUCUUCCGCAAUUAUUACAAAUCACCAGAGGUCCACCGGUAAAACUAAUCCCGUGCGAAAAGGGCUUAAAUUGUGACGUCAAGUAAAGGUUUAGUCAGGACAAACACUUUCAUUUUUGACUCCUCAAGAAAUAAACUCCUGAGUUGAUGUUUUGAUUAAAGAGGUGAACAUAUUGUGCAGCCCCAGUUGAACAAAAACAAAGGCAGCAGUAUUUGAUAGUCUUACACAUGGGUUUUCUGCCUGGUAACGUUCAGAUCAUGAUACUGUAAUUUACUGUUUUCUCUGAAUGCCAUAAGACUGUCACUCUGGUCUGUAGAGGAUGGACAAUUACACAGAGCCAAGUAACGUAGUUAUUUAAGUUACAUCUGUGAACACUGCAAAAGAAAGCCCGCUCCAUGGUUUAAGAUUUAAAUCUGAAAUCAGCUGCUCCCAAAUUUAUCUUGCAAUAUUUUGUGUAGUUUGUUCAAAAAUGGGGAUAACAUUUUCUAAAAAAAACUUCGAGUAUACAAGAUCUAUUGCUAAAAAUUACAAUUACUCAUAAAAAACAAGUGGCACAUCUAAAAAUGCAAAGUUUGUAUUUUGCAAGAUUUUAGCUCAGUUUUGCAUAUUGAAAACUUUGAUUGCAUAUACAAGUUAAAAAGCCAAAAUAUUUGAACUUCUUUCUCAAAAUUUUAAUCAAUUAAGAUCAAGAUAUUGCAUUAAUUUUGUAUUUGUGAACUGGGUCAAAAACUAUUGGUGUUUUUGCUUCAUUUAGGUUAAGGUCAGUAAUUAAAGAUGCAGGACAAAGGUUCGUUCUUUUGAAUUUCAAUUAAGAACGAAAAACAGUAAAAUGGGAAAACAGUUUAUUUCGUUAUUUCAUUAUUUCAUUUUAGUGUCAAACAAAAAAACUGAUUUCCACCACUAUUUCUGUCUCUGUGCCUGUUUUAUUUAGAUAUUUUAUUCUCUCUGGUUUAUUUGCCCCAGAAGUUCUGCUGCAGUGUCAGCAAUAGAUUUAUAAUAAAACUAUUUUUAUUAUAGUUCUGUCGCAGUUACCUGUUUCUCAUCAUGGAGUUCAACAAUGACUUUCUAAGACACGAAAGUUAACACGUCACGAUAAAAGAAGACGACGCAUUUGUCCAUAAAAUUGCAACGAUUUUUCAGGCGAGUCCUUCUAGCAGCAGAACUUCCGGGGCAAAUAAGCCAAAUAAAAUAUCUAAAUUGAAAUAGACAUCGAGAUUGAGAAUAAACGUUUAAAUGAAAUAUUGGAACUAGAGGUCGAAAGGUGUUUUUCUGACACUAAAACGGAAAAAUGAAAUGACAAACUGUUUUCUCAUUUUAUUGUUUUUCAUUCUUAAUUGAAAUUCAAAAGAACGAAUGAUACACGGGCCGACAAAUAUAACUGAUAAAAUUUGUUUUCUUAAGUAGACUCUAUGCAUUUUCUACGAUAAUGUCGAAUAUAAUGUAGGUACCAAACAUUUAGCUGGACUUUCUGACCCGCAGUGUUUCCAGAUGCUGUUAAAGUGCAUACGACAGGUUCAGGCUCAUUUCACUAAAACAUGGGGUAUUCUGCAAUUUAUUUAUUUAUUUUUUUAGAUUUCUUCAUGUUAUAAUGUUCUCUCAUCAAAAACAUGCCUGAAGAGAUUUUAGAUCCCAUCUAUGCAUGUUUUGAGUAAUUUAGAGAUCUCUUGUAGGCUCUAGUCGAACCCUGUGGAAGACUCCGCCCACAAGCUCCCACGCGACAAUUCACCAUAAAUAUGAAAGCAUGACAACUUCACAAACCUGAUGUGAUGAGCAGUAGUUUCAUUAGCGGUUCAUUAGCACGUUGAUAGUGUUGUGAUCGCACUCUAAGGGGGGAGUGACUUAACACAGGGAGCGAAAGGACUUGGCGUCAAAAACUAAAGUGUUCAUGUUGUUUUCAGUGAAUAUACAGGGUUCCCACGGUCAAGUAAAUCCUGGAAAAGUCAUGUCCAGGCCUCAAAGUUAGUCAGGUUGGCACCACCUAGUGCCUCCGCUCAAUUUCAUUUCUCUCCAGUGACUAGGUCAGGAAUCAAAAUACACUAGACGAUUCGCAAAAACCCCGGAAGUGUGAGUUCGGGCACCAGCCAAUCAGCGAAGAGACAUACAUUCUGUUUUAGCAAUGAUUCCUAAGAUCGAGGAUUUAAAGCCUGAACAAAGAGAAUGUUUGGUGAAUUUCACCAAGGGGAAAGACGUUAUUGUCCUUCUUCCUACGGGAUUUGGCGCAUUACAUACGUCACGACCAAAUAGCAACGAUUGGUUAAAUAAAAAAAGUACCCGCCUACCGUUGAGCAAACGAAUCCUAAUGCUGCGAGGUCAGACGGUUUCUACAAAGUGAAACCGGCUGCUGAAUCAGGCUAUCGAUAAGUCAUGGAUUUUUGUAAAUUCAGUGAAAGUUUUGUAAAAGUCAUGGAAUUUUAGUAUCUCUUUCACACAACUCCAGCGUUCUGUUAAGUUAUUGUUAAACUAUUAUGAUUAUUUCCGAAUGUCUGAGCCUUUUGUUUAAAAGAGACGACAAUAAAUGCACUGACAGUAUUUUGAAUGUUAAAAACCAUAAUCCCAAACCAUAAGAUGAGUGGAAAGGGUUAAUAUUUCAUAUUUAGCCCUAAAAGUCUGAUCAAUUCUACACAUGUAGGUGCCGUAAAGUCAUGGAAAAUUCACUUUAGGUCAUGAAAACGAGUGGGAACCCUGAAUAUAGCAUUUUCAAAACAAUAAAAGGUAACAUGAUGAUAUGUUAUGGGUUAGCAGUUAAUACUCCUUAAAAGUAAAAUACCCCCUCUCUUUUGUGUUGGUGACAGAACUUACUACUACGUUCUGUAUUUUUGCACUUUUCUUCUAAAAUUUCUGUCCACAAAUUGCCGCUUUAACUAAUAUUAAACUAUGAUAAAUACUGACCACAGGUACAGUCCCACCAAACCUCUCGUAUGCACUUUAAUCACAAAUAAUUGAACCAGGUUUUUGCACCGUUAGCCAAGUCACCUCCAAACGUGCUUCCAUCGUCCUCUACAGCCUCCUUAUGUGAAAAUACUCUUUAUUCUCUUUAUUUAAACACUACGAACGUUCAUUUAACCCUCACAGUUUAAGUACUUCAGUUGUAACGUACCUUUUGUUGCCUGUGAAGUGACUUUUUGUAUUACUUGUGUUACUUAAAGGAAUAGUCCAGUGUUUUGUUAUAUUUUAGGCGUAUUUGGGAUGGGGUUGGGAGUACCAGGAAACUAGAAGGUUGCAGGAUUAAUGUCCAGAUAGUGUGGAGUUUGCAUGUUCUUCCUGUGUCUGGGUGGGUUUCCAGUGUUACCAUAUAGUUUCUUCCAUUAGCCAAAAAUAUACACAUGUUAGAAAUUGAAAUAUUUACUCCUCUUAACUGUGAUCCUGGUUCAAAGGAUGGGUCAAAUUCUGGGGUUAAAAUUCUCUUUAGGUUCCAGUAAAUCUUAAAUCUAAACUAUAUCAUGUCACUUCGUGUUGUUUCGUGGUGAAAUUGAAGAAUAUUUGGACUUUUUUUUAAGGAUUUGCUGCAUAAGUACCAUUAAAACAAGAUUAUAUAGCACAAUAAUUGACAAUAUACAACCUAUCCAGUAAACAUGAUUUGUGUUUAUAGUUUAAAUCCGUUUCUGUCACUGGACUCUGCCUUUAAACUUGCCUUGUUAAACUGUAAGGGAACCCAUUUGUUCAUUGUUUCGAUGUAUUUUAUACACAGCCAUUGGGCAAAAUAAAGUUUGUGUAUUGAGUAA